Messenger RNA from Astyanax mexicanus (Mexican tetra), 1533 nucleotides. RefSeq names its product ADP-ribosylation factor-like 6 interacting protein 4 (gene arl6ip4). The record is from RefSeq and is a predicted model, not a curated record. Bases 131 to 1000 code for a protein of 289 amino acids. The transcript has 6 exons. Lineage: Eukaryota; Metazoa; Chordata; Actinopteri; Characiformes; Acestrorhamphidae.
GUUGACUGCUCUCUACCCGCAGAGCGAGCAGCAGCAGCAGCAGCAGCAGCAGGGCAGAGACUGAGCGCUGUGGUCAUUUAAUAAUGAUAAUAAAGAGAGAUAGUUCUUAUUAAAGCUGAAACUCGUUCAGAUGGGGCGAAGCCGGUCUCGCAGCAGGUCUCGUGAGAGGAAGUCUACAAGUAGACAAGGACGAGAGCGAAGAACAGAAAAGAAACGUCGGAAAUACAGCUCUUCAUCUUCAAGUUCUAGCAGUGCUAGCCCAAGCUCUCAAAAAAAACAUGGUCGUGUGUCUAACAAAAGCAUGAGUAAAGACCGGAAAACGGAGAGGAAAAAGCAGAAAAGAAGGAGGAGCUCAUCGUCGUCGUCGUCGUCGUCAUCAUCAUCUUCAUCAAGCAUUUCAUCAUCUUCCUCCACUUCGUCCAGCGAUGAAGAGGCCAAAAAAAAAAAAAAGCACAGAAUGACCAAGAAGCGACUGAAAAAAAUGAAAGCAAAGAAAAAGAAGAAAGAGAAGAAGGAGAAGAAAAGACUGAAGAAAAUAAAGAAAUUAGCAGCUAAAGCUGAAAAAGUAGCAACUAAAGCUCCGCUGAUCAUUCCUGUUCCAGGAUCGGUUCAAGUAGAAAAGACGCAGUCAUACUUGGAGACCUGGCAGAAUGACGAUGCUGCAGAACAUGGUCCAGUGAUGACAGAUGAGCAGAAGGCCAGUUUCUCUACUAAGAGACCAAUGACAAAGGAGGAAUAUGAAGCCAGACAGAGUGUCAUCCGGCGGGUCACUGACCCUGAAACAGGACGCACCAGACUCAUAAGGGGAGAUGGAGAGGUUUUGGAAGAGAUUGUCAGCAAAGAGCGCCACAAAGACAUCAACAAGGUUUCAGUAAUAUUUAUAUUGUGUUCAAAGCACCAAGGCAGACGGAACGACAUUCCAGAAGAGACUAGGAAUCAACAGGUAGAGGAACAACAGAAUAUAAAACUCCACCUUGAGGAAUCCGUAAGCAGUCAAUAGCAUAUCAUGGUUGUUCUUUACUUAUACAUGCUGUACAUCUUCAGAAUUUAGACAGAUGCUAUAUUUAUUUGAGGCGUUGGAAUGUAAAUGGCAUUAUUAAAUAACUAUACAGUCUUAUGCCAUAUUUAUUUGACAUCAUAAUCCACAUAUUUACAUGUUUUAAAAUGACAUCAACUGUUGCAUUUGAUUGGGAUAUUUGUAAUUCUUCAGGCAAUAAUUUUGGUCACAAUACCUGCAAUGGCAUAAACAAAAUGGGGACUAGUGUGACCUAGCUGUGAUUAGUUCAGUAAUUGACAUUGAGGUUUAAUAUAAAAUCUGGAGGUUGGUUAAGUGAAUGUAGGUGAAGAAUUCUGAAAAUCUGACCCAGUUCUUUUCAUGUGUAAAAAUGUCUUGUCAAAUUGUUGAGAUUUUUACCCCGAUCUACAGAUUUGUAGUGUGCCUAUAAAGUGGUAAAUCUGUUUACAAGCAAAUGGCUGCAUGAGUUAAAUGAAUACUGUCAAUUUAAAACCAAAUAAAAUCAAAUAAAUGCAGAA